Messenger RNA from Racocetra persica, 125 nucleotides. Lineage: Eukaryota; Fungi; Glomeromycota; Glomeromycetes; Diversisporales; Gigasporaceae. The record is from the annotation of a GenBank genome assembly.
UCAUUUGAUGAUGAUGAAACUGAAAUUUCAAUUGCGAAAGUUUCUUCAAUACCAAAAACUAAAAAUAAUAGAUUAAUUCUCUUAGAUGUAAUUGUUUCACAAAAAAUCAAUUUAGAACGACAAUA